CAGCUCUGCUAUGGACUGUAUUUCGGGGAUGCGAAACUCUUCAUGUGCCUGAGCAAAUACGAGGAGACACUGCAGGCCCAUUUGCUGCCGUGGCGGUGUGGUCAUGGGCGUGUUGGGCGAGUAAACGACACAAGAUGCGUCUCUGCAAUCCGCCCGAUCCACAUCUGUGGCCGCCCGAUGCCAUUCAGACGUUGUUUGGCGAAUCAAACAAACGCCGUACCCGCCAACUCAACUUGGCCAUAAGUAGUUCUCUCACCGUACACUCUGGCUACAUCUCGUUGCAGGCCAGACAUUAUCUCAACGCCGCUGACCUCAACGCCGCUGACCUCAACGUCUCGACGUCCACCAUCUCCGGCGCCUCUCAUCCUCACGGAUCGCGACGGGGAUCAAGUCCUUCGUCUCAGCCAACCAAGAACAUGGCCGCAUCUGCUCUCGCGCCGACCGUGCUGGAGUCGAUCAGGCCCGAAAACUUCGACGAAGAGGGUCUGGAGACACUGCGUUUUCUGUUCUCAGAUACCCUCCUAUUUGCUGCCCUGGACCUCAUUGAUCGAGAAAGCGUCAUCAAAUACAAGACACCAUGGGGCGGCAUACAGUAUGAGGUACAUGGUUCGACGGCUAACUACAGCGUCUUCCCCGAGCUACCUGGACCUUCCCCCGACAAGAAGUCUUCGCUCUACUGCACAUGUCCCGCAUUCGCAUACUCUGUGCUCCUCUCCAGGACGCAAGUAAUGUGUAAACACCUCCUGGCUACCCUGCUUGCCGAGAGAUUGGCAAAGUGUAUAGAGCGAAGCAUCCAGCCUAACGACAUAGCGGCUCUGGCCAUACGCCAAUGUACAAGUUGAAGGACGCAAUGUUUGCAGCAUGCGGGCUGUACCCGCAUGACAUGGACCUCGACGGAACGGAUUAAGG
Fomitopsis serialis is the source of this 909-nucleotide messenger RNA. RefSeq lists its product as uncharacterized. Gene Ontology annotation, cellular component: Shu complex. The record is from RefSeq and is a predicted model, not a curated record. NCBI's taxonomy places the organism in Eukaryota, Fungi, Basidiomycota, Agaricomycetes, Polyporales, Fomitopsidaceae. Gene Ontology annotation, molecular function: zinc ion binding. The coding region runs from base 135 to 842 and encodes 235 amino acids. The transcript has 4 exons. Gene Ontology annotation, biological process: double-strand break repair via homologous recombination.